This is a messenger RNA of Chrysemys picta bellii (western painted turtle), 7587 nucleotides long. The record is from RefSeq and is a predicted model, not a curated record. NCBI's taxonomy places the organism in Eukaryota, Metazoa, Chordata, Testudines, Emydidae.
GAUUGUUGCACCUCCAGAACGCUUGUAACUUCUGUGUAACUGAACAAAAUUUUUCUAAAUAUGCUAGUAGUGUCUGGGUGUGGAUUUGAAGUUCUAUAUGGUAUUUUUAAUAUUAAACGACUUGUAUUUUCCCCAUAAAUGUGGUGUGUAUGUAGCGAAAGUCCUGGGUAUGGAAUCAUUCCCUCUUGCUGAGCGGUUUUGAAUAGGUAAUCUUUGUAGUGAUUUCAGUUUGUAUUAACAAAGAAUAUAGCAAUACUUGUUUGAACUUUAUUUUAUCUGUGAAUUCUCUUUAUAUUUUUCAUCCCCUUAUCACUUUUCCAUUAGCCUAUAAAUGUUUCCCAAUAGUAUUUUAAGGGGCCUUUGAAAUAACAAUCUUCAGACUUCAUCGACAGGUGUUAAUAAUGUUCACGUAUCUGGAAACCCAUGUUCGUGUGAGAUACUUAAUAUCAAUAUUUUGACCUUAAAGCACAAUAUUAAAAGUUGCUUUUCUCAUAAGAUUCACAGUUCAGAUAAUGAAAAAUAUUGAUAGUACAGAGGCUGUGAUUUAGAAUUGUCUUUUCAUGUUUUUUGAUGAUGGGUGAUGUCAGUGCUUUAAACUUUGCCAGAAGUUGGGAAUGGGAAACAGGGAUCACUUGAUGAUUGCCUGUUCUGUUCAUUCCCUCUGAAGCACCUGGCAUUGGCCACUGUCGGAAGACAGGAUACUGGGCUACACGGACCUUUCAUCUGACGGAAUGUGGCCGUUCUUAUGUUUUUAUUGUGAUAUGAUUACAUUCCUCUUUAUGAAACAUACAAAUGUACAAGGGGUACAAAGAGAAGACUGGAAUAGUAUGGCUAUUUUUAUACAGUGUUAUAAGCAAUUUAUUUUUAAAAUGUAGAAUGAGCUCCACGGUUUACCCUGCUAUCAGCAAUGUCUCAUUUUAAUAUUCGGGUCAAAAUAUCCUUACAAUGGGGUCAGACAUUUUCUUUGCGGGGGAAUAAAUUCCUUCAAAAAUUUAUCAGGCAACCUCCAUCACUGAUUGCUCUUGAUAUGUCGAUUGUGAGGCACUCUCAAUUCCAUCCCUCAUAACACUGAUCGCUGAUUAUAAUGAUUGCAGUUAUUAUUGCAACUUCUGUAAUAAUACAACUUUUAACUUCCCUAGUACCUUCCGUCAAAGGACGUCAAUGCACUUUAGAGAAUUAGUGUGAAUUUCAUCCCAGUACAAAGAACCUUGACACUUAAAUCCCGCUUUAAAGGUGAAACUCACGCCAGGUGCAGAGGGCAAGCACAAAACCGAUGUACCCUUAAUUCCACUUAAGCCGCACAAUAUCGUUUAAAAGAUGCAUGUCACCUUGCAGUGGCCUUCUGCACUAAGGUGAAUUUCACCAGUUAAUUUAGCCUCUUAAUACCCCCGUGAAGUAUAUGUAACUAAUCCCGUUUAUUGAUGCGGCAAACGGGAACUCGAGCAGUGAAGUGACUUGUCCAAGACUAGGAAAAUCUGUGGUAGAUCUAGGCACAUGAGUGCGCACAUCUCUGGAUUUCCAGUCGUGCUUUAUCCAGAAGUUCAUCCUUCUUCUCCUUGGAUUUCCUCCCAAACAUGGGUGGUGUCAUUGGCCCCUUCUCAUUUUUUCUCUCUCAUUACAUGGAAUAUGUUUCUUCUUUUUAUAGUGCAGCACAGAAGUAUUUUACAGAAAAUGAGAAUUUCUAAUGUUUUUCUUUUUGAGCUAUCAUCAUAAAGCAUUUUAUUAUAUGUUAGUUCGCACAAAGUUCCAGUGAAUCAAUGUAAGCAUCAAAAUCCUGUAAUUAUAGUAUUAUAUUCAUCAACGUUUUAUUCCCAAAGUCAUAAUCCUUGGUGACAGGAUACACUAACAGAAACAUACUGGUUGUGCCAGUUACCUAUAUAUCAGACACGUAUAGACCUUGCUUUUACUUCUUAUGGAUGAUCUUAAACUAGAUAUAUUUUUCCCUUUACUUUUGUAUUAUUACAACUGUAAUAUUGCAGCUGUAAAAUUAUUAUAGCUGUAUUAUUGCAGCUGUAAAACAGGUUUCCACCACCUGGAAGGUCUUUUCUUCCUGAUAAGGGACAGCUAAGUGAACAAAUAUAUGUGUAAUUUGUCAAGAAUAAGACUAAACACCAUAGAGGGAAUCCAGGCUCCAUUGAAGUCAAUUGCUUUGACUUCAAUGGAGCUGGGAUUUCACACCAUAUAUUAUAAUUGAUUUCCUUUCCCCCACAUUUGAACUGAUUUGUUUAAGAAUUGGGAUUAAUGUGAUUAACGCAGUGGCUGGGUUCUACUGCCUUUAAUUUCUUUUCACUUUCCUUGAGUCACUUUCAGUUGUUUCUAGAUUUCAUGUCUGCUUUCUUUUCCAUAGAAAUGGAUGCUGGAAUACUGAAAAUAACACAACUUUAAAAGAAAAUUGCCUUUUCUUAUUUGUUUCCAGUCCCAUUUCUGUGCAAAUCAGCAGAUGGCCUCUAAGAGUGAGAUAUCUUCUGCUUAAAACAAUGAAAAUUGUGUUUAAAAAUAACACAACUGAGUACUUUAUCCUAGAAUAUUUAAAAGAAUUGCAAUGUGGAUUUAAAAAUAAAAAUAAUUAAGUAAACAUAGUAAAGAGAACAUUUUGGCAUGUUUAUUUUAUUUUUAUUUGUUGGAUGGAGGCAAUAACUUUUUUGAUGGUUAAGAAUGUGUGAUUUCCGCUGUUCCAUAGAUGUUUUUGAUUCGUGGUGUUAUACAUUGGAGGGUUAUAAUCACAAGUGACAAUGUUAUUGACAUGCAGUAUGGAAAUGCAGAGAAAUUGCCUCAAGUGGUGGCUAGAUACCCUUAUUAUCCCAAUGGAAGAGGCAGACAGUUAUCCAUACUCCUUGAGAGAAGUUAUCAAGCUACCCAAAUACCUCCUUUUGGACCUGACCAGAUGGCCACAUGCUUUUCUGGCACCAAGAGGAGAUAGAAAUUGGCUCUAAUACCUUUUGUUUGGAGAGCCAUUUUAAUGUGCUGAAUUCCUUAUGCAUAUGGGCCCCAACCAGCAGAACACUAAACUCUUGAGUAGAUUCGCUGACAUGCUUAAAGCUAACUGGGUUUUUAAGUGAUUUGCUGGAGCAAAGCCUUAAUGGGGUCUGCUCUUGCAGUCCUUCCAUACCCCAAAAGUCUAAUGAUUUCAUUUGUAGCAAAAGAGGACAAAGGUACCCAAUACUUUUAGAAUUAAGUGCAAACAUUUUCAAUGCAUUUUUAAAAAGAAUAGUGGUGCUUUAAAAAAAAAAACCUAUCAGUUAAAAUGCCCUCAGAAAGCCUUCACCAUACACCUUCUUCACCUGUUAUAUACAUAUAUCAAUUUAUGGAGAUAUGUUUACAUAUAAUAGAUGGAAUAUGUAGCAACACCUAUAUAUAAAUUAACCUAAAAUAUUUGUUUCCAUGCUCUAAGACCUUUUCUGACUGCUUAUGUUUUCCCCAAACUUUACUUCAGGGACUGAAAUUCUGGAAGUUUGGUCUCAGCACAUUUUCUUUUUUGAAAGAUCAAAAAUGGUUUAGCUAUUUUCAAAUGAAAAGAGAAUUAAAAAUAUAUUUUGCCAUAAUUAAGAAAACUGUUGUGACAUUUUUUGAACAGCUGUAGUGUCUAAGCAGGGGGUGGUAAAAACUUAAAAUCUGACUAAGAGGUAAGCUUUAGGCAUCAGAUAUGUCUUUCAGUGGUCUGGUAAAAGUCUUCUUAGCUUUGAUCAGUUAAAAUCAGUUUAAAGUACACUAUGCACAUGUGCAGUGUUUUAAUGUGUUUGGGUUUUGUUUUGUUUUGUUGUAUAUAAUUCUUUUAAUGGUCUGUAUUGGCACUGUGUAUAUGGUCACGUAUAGCUGAGUGGAAAUUCACUUUAAUAUAAGGACUCGCUGUGUUCCACUGGCUCUAUGCAAAGUAGAGAGGAAUUUCACAUUUUACCUGUGGAUGGUAUGUAGAGUAUGAUCUGUGAAGUUGAACACUGAAGGAAGCAAAGCUCUAAAGGAGCCUGUCUCAUUCCAUAUGUUGUAUGAAAGGUUUCAGCCAUGUUUUAUUAUAUCUAUCUAUUAAUAGGAUCUAUUUCUCUACACUGAAUGAGCCAGGGCUCCUUAGGCAACUUUGCACUCAUGGAGGCUGGGUUUCAGAGGAGCCCAUCCCUUACUGAGUUCAGGUAUUUUGAAAGACAGACCAUUCUACUACUGCCCAACAAAUAGUUCCAUAUGAUUGCAUUUCUUUACUAUAUUAUUUGUCUUUUAGACACCUAGGGAAUUCCACGAGAAUGGUAAGGUUGCCAAAGAAUCCCUGAAAAGUCAGGAAAUGUGGAAGUUAAGGGGUCCCACACAACUUUAGUUCUGAGCCAUGUAUGUAACCAUUAUAAUAUAAUUUUUGGUUACAUUAUAACAAAGUUUUUCUUCAGGCCACUGUCUCCUUCUUUGUGCAAGUUGGAUGGAGAAAGAGGCAGGGUUGUGAAAUGUAUGAGGCAGAGGUUCAGAAAGUGUCUGUCUUCCUCCUUGCACAGGAUGGUCAAUGAACUCUGAGGAUAAAAAUAAAUAUUGAACAAUUGCUUCAUUCACAACACAUCAAAUAACCAAAAACCAAAUCUAGGUUGCUUGCGUUAUGAGUGUUUCACUACCCUUAAACGUCUUUCCACAUGUUUUGAUUGAGUGUGUGUAUGUGUGUGUGUAUGUGUGUGUGUGUAUAGGGUUCUAGCCCAGGAAAGCUUAUGCCCAAAUAAAUUCGUUAGUCUCUAAGCUGCCACAAGGACUCCGCGCGUUGUUGUUUGUUAUAGGUACACAGUGUGUCUAUAGACAUGUAGAGAUAUAAAGUAUAUGAGCUUAUAAGUCACUAGAAAGGGAUUUUAUGACAGCAUUUUAAAAGUAAAGAAUCAGGUUUUAAAAUGUUAUUCAAAGAUUUAAAGGCAACAAUAGCUUACCACAAAUAACUAUUUUGGCCUAAAAUCUUUACUGUGUUUCAUAAUAUUAUUUGGCUAUAGGAAAAUAUUAUCAUAUGCUAACCAGUCAAUGCUUGACUCUCCCCUGUAGCACACUUAAUAAAAACGUGCAAUGUUAGACCAGAAGUCUGUGUUUUAAACAUUAAGACAAUUUUCCAAGGUUAAGGUAUCCCAUAUUUAUUUUGCUCGUUCGGCUAUAUAGAGAAGAUCAGGAUAUCUCCAUAUUCUACCAAUUAAUUAUUUCCAAACAAAGUACGUUAAGACGUAGAGCUAAUAGUAUCUUUCGGAUAGGUUGUAAAGAAAAAGAACGUCAGAAAACUGUAAGGAUUACGUGCAUUGUUAUAUUAAUCUGUAUAUUUAAAGCAUGGAAAGGUCUCAGACACAAGGUGUCGCUGUCGCCUAAAAAGGCUUUUUAACAGGAAAGAAACACACAGCUCCUCCCUCAGAAGUACUGAAAAUCCUGCCUGUCAGCGCGUCAGGCGGGCUCCCGGAUGUGUCAGGACUGGAUUUAAAUGAAAUUACUUUCAGAGAUCCCGCAUCACGAUAUUCAUACGGAAUUAGGCGGUUCAAGUCACUGAUUUAUAAAUGAGAACCGCCCCGUGUCCGCAAUGGCUCUUCUCCGGCGAGACUCCCUGGUAACCAGGCAGCUGCUGCGGUUGGUUCUGUUACACACGGCCUGGGAGGUGGGCAGCGGCCAGGUCCGUUAACUUAUUCCGUGCCGGAGGAAUCCAAACACGGCACCUUUGUGGGCCGCCUGGCCCAGGACCUGGGGCUGGAGGUGGCGGAGCUGGUGCCUCGGAUGUUCCGGAUGGUCUCCAACGGCAGAAGAGACUAUUUUGAGGUAAAUUUGCAGAACGGCGUUUUGUUUGUUAAUUCACGAGUAGACAGGGAAGAGCUGUGCGGCCAGAGCCCCCUGUGCGCCAUUGACCUGGAGGUGAUAGUGGACAAACCCCUAAGGAUAUUUCACGUGGAAGUGGAGAUACAGGAUAUAAAUGACAAUGCUCCUGUGUUCCCUGUAAAUGAAGAACUGCGUCUCUCAGAAUCGAGAACGCCAGACUCACGUUUCCCACUAGAGGGCGCUUCUGACGGAGAUAUUGGUACAAACUCUCUGCUAACCUAUAAACUCAGCUCAAGUGAACAUUUCAUUCUAGACUUGCAAAAGAACGACGAAGACAGUGCGUUUUUAGUUCUUGUAUUGAAAAAACCACUGGACAGAGAGGAAACCCCUAUGCAUCGUUUAUUACUCACUGCUACUGAUGGGGGCAAGCCGGGGCUCACCGGCACAGUUCAGCUGGUGAUCACGGUGCUGGAUGUGAAUGAUAACGCGCCUGUAUUUAAUCAGUCAGUUUAUAAGACCCGAUUGUUCGAAAAUGCAGCUAAUGGGACGUUAGUCAUCAAACUCAACGCCACAGAUUUGGAUGAUGGAAUUAAUAAAGAUAUUAUAUAUUCGAUACGCGGCAGUGCGACACACAGCGGAAGUGCCGUGUUUAGCCUACUUCCAGACACAGGAGAGAUCAGAGUCAACGGAGAAUUGGACUUCGAAGACACUAAUUUAUAUGAAGUUCGGGUUCAGGCUACGGAUAGAGGUAAUCCUCCAAUGGUCGGACAAUGCACUAUUUUGGUGGAAAUUUUAGACGUGAACGAUAACGCGCCUGAGCUGGCCGUGACUUCACUUUCCCUGCCGGUGUCGGAAGACGAUCCCCCGGGGACAGUGGUGCGGAGUGUGGGAGAGCAGCCCCUGUCCAGCUACAUCUCGGUGCACUCGGAGAGCGGGCACAUCUAUGCCCUGCAGCCCUUUGACUACGAGGAGCUGCAAGUGCUGCAGUUCCAGGUGAGCGCGAGGGACGCCGGGUUCCCGUCGUUGUGCGGGAACGUGACUGUGCAGCUCUUUGUCCUGGAUGAAAAUGACAACGCGCCCGCAGUGUCCCUGGCUGGCUCAGGCCGCGGCUCGCCAGGGCCCGAGCUGGUUCCGCUGUCGGCCGGCGCAGGGCACGUGGUGGGCAAGAUCCGAGCGGUGGAUGCGGAUUCCGGCUACAACGCGUGGCUUCGCUACGAAGUGCAGGAGCCCAGGGCUGCGGGGCCUUUCCGGGUGGGUGUGUACAGCGGGGAGAUCAGCACCACGCGGGCCUUGGAGGAGGCGGACGGCCCCAGCCAGAGACUCGUGAUCCUGGUGAAGGACCAUGGGGAGCCGGCGCUGUCAGCGACAGCCACUGUCAGCCUGUCCCUGGUGGAGAGUCCCCAGGCUGUGAAAUGGGACUCGAGGCAAAGGGGCAGGAGCGAAGGGCCCUUGGUUGACAUGAACGUGUCUUUAAUGAUCGGCAUUUGCUCGGUGUCCGGGCUGUUUGUGCUGGUGAUUGUCGUGUACGUUGGCCUGAGAUGCCACCCGGGUCCGGAAGUGAUGUGCGGGUCUGGGAAAGCCACCGUGGUGUGCUCGAGCGAAGUGGGGAGUUGGUCCUAUUCCCAGCGCCAGAGCCGGAAUUUGUGUGUAGGGGAAGGCACCGCCAAGAAUGACCUCAUGGUUUUCAGCCCCAACUUUCCUAACUCGCGGGAGAAUGGAGAGGCAGGGAAGGGGCAAUUGCUUACACCAAAUGCAUCAGGAAUGGAGUUGGAUACAUAUUUUGUGAUGAAAAAUGAGGAUACCUAUAUGCUAUUUGUGAUUCCACAAUUUAACAAAUGUGACUAA